AUGCAGUUCCCCAUGGGCCCCGCCUGCAUCUUCUUGAGGAAAGGCAUCGCUGAGAAACAGCGGGAGAGACCACUGGGACAGGAUGAGAUCGAAGAGCUCCGGGAAGCAUUUCUUGAGUUUGACAAGGACCGAGACGGGUUCAUCUCUUACAAGGACCUGGGGAAUCUCAUGAGGACAAUGGGUUACAUGCCCACGGAGAUGGAGCUGACGGAGCUGGGGCAGCAGAUCCGCAUGAACUUGGGCGGCCGUGUAGACUUUGAGGACUUCGUGGAGCUGAUGACCCCCAAAUUGCUUGCAGAGACUGCCGGGAUGAUCGGCGUCCAGGAGAUGCGAGACGCCUUCAAGGAGUUCGAUGCCAACGGGGACGGGGAGAUCACGCUGGGGGAGCUGCAGCAGGCCAUGCAGCGGCUGCUGGGCGAGAAGCUCACGCCCCACGAGAUCGCCGAGGUCGUCCGGGAGGCCGACGUGAACGGGGACGGCACCGUGGACUUUGAAGAGUUUGUGAAGAUGAUGUCUCGUUGA
Molecule: messenger RNA, 522 nt
Organism: Lepus europaeus (European hare)
Lineage: Eukaryota; Metazoa; Chordata; Mammalia; Lagomorpha; Leporidae
Gene: CABP5
Product: calcium binding protein 5
Exons: 6
Coding region: 1-522 (173 amino acids)
Molecular function (GO): calcium ion binding
Source: RefSeq, a predicted model, not a curated record